Molecule: messenger RNA, 4222 nt
Organism: Colossoma macropomum (tambaqui)
Lineage: Eukaryota; Metazoa; Chordata; Actinopteri; Characiformes; Serrasalmidae
Gene: kdm2bb
Product: lysine-specific demethylase 2B
Exons: 20
Coding region: 21-3632 (1203 amino acids)
Biological process (GO): regulation of transcription by RNA polymerase II; protein demethylation
Molecular function (GO): histone demethylase activity; DNA binding; zinc ion binding
Source: RefSeq, a predicted model, not a curated record
AGCGCUCCGUCUGCAGGAGAAUGUAUGAUGAAAAUGAAGACUUAUCUGAUGUGGAAGACAUUGUGAACAUUCGAGGAUUUGACCUGGAGGACAAACUGCAGAGUGAUCGCUACAACAGCAGCUUCGUGCACUUUAUGGAAGGCAAAGAUUUUACCUACGAGUACGUCCAGAGAGAAGCCCUGCGCAUGCCCCUGGUGUUUAAGUCCAAAGAGGGGCUGGGGAUCAGGAUGCCUGAGCCAGAGUUUACUGUGAGUGAAAUUAAAGGACUGGUGGGAAGCCGGCGGACGGUGGAUGUGAUGGACGUCAGCACUCAGAAGGGCUCGGAGAUGAGCAUGGCCCAGUUUGUUCGUUAUUACGAGACUCCGGAGGAGGAGAGAGAGAAACUGUUCAAUGUGAUCAGUCUGGAGUUCAGCCACACCAAACUGGAGAGCCUCAUCCAGAGACCUGCUGUGGUGGACCUGGUGGACUGGGUGGACAACAUGUGGCCACUCCAUCUGAAACAGAGACAAACUGAAGCCACCAAUGUCAUCUCCGAGAUGAAGUACCCCAAAGUCCAGAGGUAUUGUCUGAUGAGUGUCAAAGGAUGUUAUACUGAUUUUCACAUCGACUUCGGUGGAACCUCAGUGUGGUACCACGUUUUUAAAGGAGAGAAGGUGUUUUGGCUGAUCCCCCCGUCACCCAGUAAUCUGGAGCUGUAUGAGCAGUGGGUUUUGUCAGGGAAGCAGAGUGAUGUGUUUCUGGGCGAUCAAGCAGAGGGCUGCCAGCGGAUCACACUCAAACGGGGCCACACCUUUUUCAUCCCAUCAGGGUGGAUCCAUGCCGUCUACACUCCGGAGGACUCUCUGGUGUUUGGGGGGAAUCUGCUCCACAGCUUCAACAUCCCCAUGCAGCUUCGUGUAUACGACAUUGAGAACAGGACUAAAGUUCACUCUAAGUUCCGCUAUCCAUUCUUCUAUGAGAUGUGUUGGUACGUGCUGGAGAGAUACGUGCAGUGCCUGACCAAACGCUCCUACCUCAGCGAGGACUUCCAGAGAGAGGCCAGCCUGACUGGUCCCAUCUCUGACCCGCGGGGGGAAAUGGAUGAGUCCACUGAGACGCAGGCGGACACUGAGCAGUUAGUUCAGUCAGAUCCUAGGGUCCACACCACCCACACUCUCAAACCGGUCAGUGACUCUGAGGACAGCAGUGCGUCUAUGCUACCUGACCCUAAACCUGUGUCGGAUGCCAAGCCGGUGUCUGACCCCAAACCUGUGGUGGACUCUAAACCUAUUUUGGACCCCAAACCUGUGGUGGACCCUAAACGCACAGUUGACGCUGCACCAGCCGGCUGGACGCACCUGACGGAGUUUGAGCUGAGCGGUCUGCGGGUGCUGGUGGAGAAGCUGGAGUCGCUGCCUGCAGGUAAACGCUGCAUUCCAGACGGGAUAGAAGACCCCCAGGCUCUGCUCCAACACAUGAAGGUGCUCCUAAAGGAACACGCAGAUGAUGACCCCAAGCUGGCCAUUACAGGGAGGCCUGUUGUUUGUUGGCCAAAGAAAUCCGUCAAGCCGCGAACUCCAGCUCGUCCCAGAGCGCGCGUGGCGCAGUGCGGGGCUCGGAGCUCAUCUGCACGGCGCAGGCGAACACGAUGCAGGCGGUGCGAGGCGUGUGUGCGGACGGAGUGCGGUCAGUGCCACUUCUGUAAGGACAUGAGGAAGUUCGGCGGUCCGGGCCGCAUGAAGCAGACUUGCAUCCUGAGACAGUGCAUCGCUCCUGUGCUGCCUCACACGGCGGUGUGUGCGGUGUGUGGGGAGGCAGGGAAGGAGGACACGGUGGAGGAGGAGCAGGAGGAUCAGUUUAGGCUGAUGCUGAUGGAGUGCUCCAUCUGUAAUGAAAUCAUUCACCCAGGAUGCCUGAAGGAAGUGGGCGGGGUGGUGAAUGAGGAACUGCCCAACUGUUGGGAGUGUCCUAAAUGCAGCCAGGCUGGAAAGGCUGGGAAACAGAAGAGGGGUCCGGGGUUUAAAUUUGCCCCCACCCUUCCGGGUUCUCUGCACAAGCCACGCCCCCCCACGGACCCACCGGACAAACUGGACGCAGACAAAACCGUGGAACCGCCAUCCGUGGACCCGUCAUCCUUGAAUCAGAAAACUGAGCCAGAAGACAUGCCCAUCAGCAAGCCUGAGGAUGCCACAGAGAAGCCCCUCCCCCUUCUGGGUGCGGCACCUGCACUGAAGCCCAAAGCAGAGGAGGAGCCUGUGCACAGGAAGAGGAAGUGCUCUAAGGACUCAGAGCCGGAGCCCAGCAGAAAGAAGAAGAUCUCGAACGUUCUGAACCCUGAAAUGCUGCACGCCGUGAAGAGAGAGAGCGAGGACGAGGGUGAUGAAGAUGAGCGGAGGGUUAAAGAGGAGGACGGAGAGGAUGAAAAGCCAGUAAGUCAAACGUCCACUCCCCCAAACAGGACGUCAGCUUCGCAUGAAAAUGGCCAAUCAUGUGGAACGACAGGCGGUGACAAACAGGUAAAGAGCCAAGCAAAACAGCUCAGGAGCCAACGGCUGAAGCAGAAGACUCUGAAGGCUGAGGGGAGACGGGCCAAUCAGAACGGAGCGCUGCCCUCCGAGGCUGAAAGCCAUGAUGAUGGAGGCGGUUGCCUAGGCGACUGGUUAGGAACCCGGGAGGAACUGGAGAAGGAGGAGCCUCCGGCGAGCAAGACUUCGCCUUCAGCUGCUGCCCAACACCCGCCCAAAUGUGCGCAAGUGGAACGGCACGUCAUCAGACCGCCGCCCAUCAGUCCCCCACCGGACCGCCUACCGCUAAAUGAUGGGCGGAGCCACACGAUUGGCAGGGAGGAGUGGAUGGGUGUAUUCAGUCACCUGCAGCACAGCGAGCUGUGUGUGUGCAUGCGCGUCUGCAAGACCUGGAACCGGUGGUGCUGUGAUAAAAGGCUGUGGAGCAGGAUUGACCUGAACCGCUGUAAGUCCAUUACCCCCCUCAUGCUUAGUGGUAUAAUCCGCAGGCAGCCGCUCUCUCUUGACCUCAGCUGGACCAACAUCUCCAAGAAACAGCUCAGCUGGCUCAUUAACCGGCUUCCAGGUUUGCGGAAGCUGCAGUUAGCUGGUUGUUCCUGGGCUGCUGUUUCUACCCUCUGCUCCUCCUCCUGCCCUCCUCUGCGGAUGCUGGACCUGCAGUGGGUGGAGGGGCUGAAGGACCAACAGAUUACUGACCUACUGUCACCACCAUCAGACUACAGACCAGGUCAGCUGGACUGCAGCAGUAAGUUGAGUAAUUUGCAAGAGCUGAGUCUGGCUGGUCUGGACAUCACUGACCACUCCCUCCGCCUCAUCAUCAAACACCUGCCCUCACUGACCCGGCUGGACCUCAGCUACUGUAGCCACAUCACUGACCACAGCAUCAACAUCAUCACUGCUGCCGGAACCAGCAGCAGAGACACGCUGACACACAUCAACCUGUCAGUGUGUCACAGGGUGACUGACCUGUCUCUGAUGUAUUUCAAACGCUGCGGCAGCAUAAGCUCCAUCGACCUGCGCUCUUGCAGUCAGGUGACCCGUCAGGCCUGCGAGAGGUUCAUCGCCGAGAUGUCUGUCAGCGUCCAGUUCAUGCUGACUGACGACAAACUGUUGACCAAAGUCAGCUAGCCUUCACUGAGGGCAGCUAUGCGGGACAGACCGCAGGACAUUUCAUUUCUCAGUGGGGGUUCCUUUGUGUUUGUCCUGCGAUGGAAAAGUUAUCGUCCACUUUGUUUACUUGAUGCAGAUUUUUCCUUCUGCAAAUGCUUAAAAUAAUCCUUGCAGCACAACACAAAAGCACAUUUUCUUUUACCAUUAAAUGUCUUUCCUUUGUGAGACCUUUUUAUUAUUUUCUUGUUUAUGACAAACACAACAAUGUGCUUUGUGUUUUGAGGCGAGGAUCAUCAUUGAAAAGUAAUUUUUGUAUCAGAAAGUAUUUCAUUUUUUUAAAUUGUGCACUUUUAAAUGCACUGAGCAGCAGUACUCGCCUGUAAAGUCUGUAAAGUUUACUUUUUCCUCACAGUUACGUUUAAUGCAGAUUUCUACACUUACAGCACUAGCAGCUUACUUUUAGAGUCUUUUAUAUUGUUCCUUUUAGAUAAGAUCUAAAUAUUGGAGUUACAGUUAAAUAAUAUGUUCUAUAUAACUGUAUCGAUCUGUCAGCUCUGUUGUGUAUAUCUGGGAGGAAAAAAAAAACAUUUGCACAGUUUGACCUGAAU